GUAAAUAAACAGGGGAGAGAUGGUUUUGUUAGUAGCAAAUUGAGUUUGAGAGAAAUGGGAAGUGAAAAAGAGAAUGGAGUGUUCUACUUGAGAUACCACAUUGGACAUAAGGGCAAGCAUGGUCACGAAUUCUUGGAGUUUGAGUUCACUGACAAUGGCAAGCUUCGUUACGCCAACAACUCCAAUUACAAAAACGACACCAUCAUUCGUAAGGAGGUUUAUGUAUCUCCUGCCGUUAUUCAUGAAUGGCGUCGUAUGGUUUCAGAUAGCGAGAUUAUGAAGGAAGAUGAUCACAACUGGCCAGAACCGAACCGGGUAGGGCGUCAGGAGCUUGAGAUUGUGAUGGGGAAUGAGCAUAUCUCCUUCAUCACAACCAAGAUAGGGGCUGUUGCGGAAGUUGAAAACAGUGAGGGGCUUCAAAAUUUUCACUGGCUUGUUCAGGAUUUGAGGUGCUUUGUUCUCAAUCUUAUUUCACUUCACUUCAAGAUCAAGCCUAUACCUAUAUAAGAUGUUCACAAUUAAAUAUGAGCUCGUCCUAUUUGGAAUGUGAACAUUUUCAACAACUUUCCCUUUUUGCUAAAGAAGUUCGACAUCUGAAUUAGUUGAUGAACGGGGAAAACCUGAUUUGAAUGGUUAACCUUUGUACCAGAUCUUUGGUUUUUAUAUGCAUGGUUUUGACUAAUUUUUCUCGUUCUCCAGCUUCCACGGUUGGAGCAUGAAUUGUUACUUUGAGAGUUGCAUGCUUUAUGUAUUGAAUGUGCAUGUACCAAAAUGACUACCAGUUACGUUCUCAGCAAGUAGUGUCGUAUGAUAUUUUUCGUAGUUUCUGCCCCCUAAAGCACUAUCCAAAUAAUCAGUUGCCCUGCAGUUUCUAGACUAAGUUAAAAUGGGAAAGAUUGUGCGUCAAUCAAUUGUGGUGAAAUUUUGAGAAGUGUUAUAUAUUUAGACUUUUGUAUUCAAAGUUUUAUUGUGGCUCUUC
Medicago truncatula (barrel medic) is the source of this 979-nucleotide messenger RNA. RefSeq names its product protein mago nashi homolog. The record is from RefSeq and is a predicted model, not a curated record. The coding region runs from base 55 to 507 and encodes 150 amino acids. NCBI's taxonomy places the organism in Eukaryota, Viridiplantae, Streptophyta, Magnoliopsida, Fabales, Fabaceae. Gene Ontology annotation, biological process: RNA splicing. Gene Ontology annotation, cellular component: nucleus; exon-exon junction complex. The transcript is spliced from 3 exons.